Lemur catta (Ring-tailed lemur) is the source of this 7500-nucleotide messenger RNA. RefSeq names its product zinc finger protein 592 (gene ZNF592). The transcript has 10 exons. The coding region runs from base 252 to 4070 and encodes 1272 amino acids. NCBI's taxonomy places the organism in Eukaryota, Metazoa, Chordata, Mammalia, Primates, Lemuridae. The record is from RefSeq and is a predicted model, not a curated record.
AUGUUGUGGCUCCCGCAGCCGGCGCUGGGGACGCGCGCGGACGAGCCUGGGGCCUGCAGCCGCCACCGCCGCCAGGUGGUGUUUGGACACUAGGCCAUGUGCCUAGGUGGAAGUUUUUCCUCUCUCCACAGCUCCAUUCCCCCCAGCAACGCUCGCCACACCCUUGUUUUGAGAACCUCACUAAGGUGUGAUGUCUAGGCUGACCUGAGCUGGCCUUGAAGAGCUGAGGAAUCCCUUGCCAGCAUCCAGCCAUGGGGGAUAUGAAAACCCCAGAUUUUGAUGACCUUCUGGCUGCUUUUGACAUCCCAGACCCCACCAGCCUUGAUGCCAAGGAGGCCAUCCAGACGCCCAGCGAGGAGAAUGAGAGUCCCCUCAAACCUCCAGGCAUGUGUAUGGAUGAAAGUGUGUCUCUGUCUCACUCAGGAUCAGCCCCAGAUGUGCCGGCCGUGAGUGUCAUUGUUAAGAACACCAGCCGCCAGGAGUCAUUUGAAGCGGAGAAAGACCACAUUGCUCCCACCCUUCUACACAAUGGAUUCCGGGGCUCAGACCUGCCUCCAGAUCCCCACAACUGUGGGAAGUUUGAUUCAACUUUCAUGAAUGGAGACAGUGCCAGGAGUUUCCCUGGCAAGCUGGAGCCUCCCAAGUCAGAGCCGUUACCCACCUUCAACCAGUUCAGUCCAAUCUCCAGCCCCGAACCCGAGGAUCCCAUCAAAGAUAACGGGUUUGGGAUAAAGCCCAAGCACUCUGACAGUUAUUUCCCACCCCCUCCUGGGUGCGGGGCUGUGGGAGGCCCAGUCCUGGAGGCUCUGGCUAAGUUUCCAGUCCCGGAGCUGCAUAUGUUUGAUCAUUUUUGUAAGAAAGAACCUAAGCCAGAACCCCUGCCCUUGGGGAGCCAGCAGGAGCACGAGCAAGGUGGGCAGAAGGCAGUGGAGUCUCACAAAGAGCUGGAUGCCAGUCGAUUCUUUGGGGAAGCUUUGGAGUUCAACAGCCACCCUAGCAACAGUAUCGGGGAGCCCAAGGGGCUUGCCCGGGAGCUUGGCACCUGCUCAUCAGUCCCCCCCAGGCAGCGUCUUAAGCCAGCUCAUUCCAAGCUGUCCUCUUGUGUGGCAGCCUUGGUGGCCCUACAGGCCAAAAGAGUGGCCAGUGUCACUAAGGAGGAUCAGGCUGGCCACACAAAGGAUGCCUCAGGGCCCACUAAAGAGGGUUCUAAAGGCAGCCCCAAAAUGCCCAAGUCACCAAAGAGUCCCCGGAGCCCUCUGGAGGCCACUAGAAAAAGUAUCAAGCCAUCGGACAGCCCUCGGAGCAUCUGCAGUGACAGCAGCAGCAAAGGCUCCCCUUCUGUGGCUGCCAGCUCUCCACCAGCGAUUCCCAAAGUCAGAAUCAAAACCAUUAAGACAUCAUCAGGGGAAAUCAAACGGACCGUCACAAGGAUCUUACCAGAUCCUGAUGAUCCAAGUAAGUCUCCUAUUGGGUCACCUCUAGGGAGCGCCAUUGCUGAGGCCCCAAGUGAAGUGCCAGGGGACGAAGUACCUGUGGAGGAGCACCUUCCUGAGGCAGGCACAAAUUUAGGGAGCCCCCAGGGUGACAGGAAAGGAGAUGAGAUCAUGACAAAGGCCAGUGACUCUUCCUCUGCCUGCUUCAGCUCGGGGCCCCGGGUCCCAAAGGGGGCUGUGCCAGGCUCACAGACGGGCAAGAAGCAGCAGAGCACAGCACUGCAGGCAUCCACCCUGGCCCCUGCCAGCCUCCUUCCCAAAGCUGUGCACCUGGCCAACCUGAACCUGGUCCCCCACAGUGUUGCCGCAUCAGUGACAGCCAAGUCCUCAGCUCAGAGACGGAACCAGCCACAGCUCACGCAAAUGUCAGUGCCCCUGGUCCACCAGGUGAAAAAGGCCGCCCCACUGAUUGUGGAGGUCUUCAACAAGGUCCUCCACAGCUCCAACCCCGUGCCCCUCUAUGCGCCAAAUCUCAGCCCGCCUGCGGACAGCAGGAUCCACGUGCCGGCCAGUGGGUACUGCUGCCUGGAGUGUGGAGAUGCGUUUGCCUUAGAGAAGAGCCUGAGCCAGCACUAUGGCCGGCGGAGCGUCCACAUUGAGGUGCUGUGCACUCUGUGCUCCAAGACGCUGCUCUUCUUCAACAAGUGUAGCCUGCUGCGGCAUGCCCGCGACCACAAGAGCAAGGGGCUCGUCAUGCAGUGUUCUCAGCUGCUUGUGAAGCCCAUCUCUGCGGACCAAAUGUUCGUGUCGGCCCCUGUGAACUCCACGGCACCAGCAACCCCGGCCCCCUCGUCCUCUCCCAAACAUGGCCUCACUUCGGACAGUGCCAGUCCUCCUCCUCCAGCCUUGCCGCUCUACCCCGACCCGGUGAGGCUCAUCCGGUACGCAGUCAAGUGUCUUGAAUGUCACAAACAGAUGCGGGACUACAUGGUCCUGGCUGCACAUUUCCAGAGGACGACAGAGGAAACCGAGGGGCUGACUUGCCAGGUAUGCCAGAUGCUGCUGCCCAACCAGUGCAGUUUCUGUGCCCACCAGCGGAUUCAUGCACACAAGUCCCCCUACUGCUGCCCGGAGUGUGGGGUCCUCUGUCGCUCUGCCUACUUCCAGACCCAUGUAAAGGAGAAUUGCCUGCACUAUGCCCGCAAGGUGGGCUACAGGUGUAUCCACUGUGGUGUCGUCCACCUGACCUUGACCUUGCUGAAAAGCCACAUCCAGGAGCGACACUGCCAGGUUUUCCACAAAUGUGCAUUCUGUCCCAUGGCCUUCAAGACUUCGAGCAGCGCCGCGGACCACAGUGCCAGCCAGCAUCCGACCCAGCCCCACAGACCCUCCCAGCUCAUUUAUAAGUGCUCCUGUGAAAUGAUGUUCAACAAGAAGAGGCACAUCCAGCAGCAUUUUUACCAGAAUGUCAGCCAGACGCAGGUGGGCGUCUUCAAGUGCCCCGAGUGCCCACUCUUAUUCGUGCAGAAGCCGGAGUUGAUGGAGCAUGUCAAGAGCACCCACGGUGUUCCCCGAAACGUGGAUGAGCUGUCAAGCCUCCAGUCUUCAGCGGACACGUCCUCAAGCCGCCCUGGCUCUCGAAUUCCCGCUGAGCCCCCAGCCACUAAUGUGGCUGCCCGGAGCAGCUCCCUGCCGUCUGGCCGCUGGGGCAGGUCCGAAGCGCAUCGCAGGGCUGAAGCCAGGCCCCGGCUGAGAAACACUGGCUGGACCUGCCAGGAGUGCCAGGAGUGGGUUCCUGAUCGGGAAAGCUAUGUGUCCCACAUGAAAAAGAGCCAUGGUCGGACGCUGAAGCGGUACCCGUGUCGGCAGUGUGAGCAGUCCUUCCACACCCCCAACAGCCUGCGCAAACACAUCCGCAACAACCACGACACAGUGAAGAAGGUCUACACUUGUGGGUACUGCACAGAGGACAGCCCCAGCUUUCCGCGGCCCUCCCUCCUGGAGAGCCACAUCAGCCUUAUGCAUGGCAUCAGAAACCCUGAUUUGAGCCAGUCGUCCAAAGUCAGAUCUCCGAGCGGACAUUCCUCUCAGGUGAACCAUCUGAAAAGACCAGUCAGCGGAGUGGGGGACGCCCCAGGCACCAGCAAUGGCGCAACUGUCUCUUCCACCAAAAGGCAUAAGUCCCUUUUUCAGUGUGCAAAAUGUAGUUUUGCCACAGACUCAGGGCUCGAGUUUCAGAGCCACAUACCUCAGCACCGUGUGGACAGUUCCACAGUCCAGUGUCUGCUCUGUGGCUUGUGCUACACCUCUGCCAGCUCCCUUAGCCGCCACCUCUUCAUCGUCCACAAGGUGAGAGACAAGGAGGAGGAGGAAGAAGUGGAGGAGGAGGAGGAGGAGGAGACAGCAGCAGAGGUGGCAGUGGCCGCUGCGGAGCCAGUGGCGGGCUCUGGGGAGGAGGUGUCCAUGGAGACUAGAGAGAACGGACUGGAAGAGUGUGCCGGCGAGCCCUUGUUGCCCGACCCAGAGGCAAGGAGAUCACUGGGCCUGGCCCCUGAGGAGGACGGUGCCCCAGAUGCUCAGAGUCAGCCACAGGCCUCUCAGGACCAGGACAGCCACACACUGUCCCCUCAGGUGUGACCAGAGGCUUUGCAGUGUAUGCGGUUGGGGUGCUGCCAUGGCGUCCUCCGCCUGCCGUGCAGACCAUGGGAAACAGAAGGCUCUGCCCCGGGUGUGCGUGUGGCCGGCUGUGCCCUGGAGCAGUGUCCGCCCCGAGCUGCUGGUGCUGGGUAUCCCCCAGCCCCGGGAAACAUGGGGUCAGCAGGACCUCACGGCUCUGAAUUUGCUUCUGUUAUUUAUGGCUUUGUGCUGCUGCUUGGUACUCCAACUCUGGUCUGUCCUUCUAACCCCAGUGCUGUCAACUCAGCUUGAAACCCCUCAGCGGCUGUGCUCUUCUGGGAAGUUCCCGCUUGCUGCCUUUAGCCAGGGGACUCCUCAGAGCUCUGUUUUCCUGCAGACGCCAGCUCUCCUUCCUGCCUUCAGAGCCUGAGAAGGAGGGAACGAGGGGUGCUGACACAGUCCCUCUGGGAGAGCUCUGCCCAGCCUGGCUUGGCGAGGGCCCUUGGUCACCUUGCUCUUCCUUCUUGUCUUCUCUGAUUCUUUUCCUCCAAAAUAGUCCUGAGAACUGAUUGUCACACUCGCUCAUCGUGUCUCUGUGGGUGGGAGAAACUUGUGCAGCACACUAUCGGAACCCGGGGAGGGCAGGAGGUGCAGCGCAGGCAGGCGGGCUCUGAGAGCCAGACCCCUCAGAGGGCUGUGGGUGGGUCUUUGUUCUGCUGUUCUGCCUUUCCUGACAGGUGGGGUUUGGGGCACACAGACGUUGGAAUAUUUGUACUCUUGCUCCUGUGCCAUUAGAGAGGCUGCUGCCCCAGGCAGGCCAGCCCCUCCUCCUCUUGGCUACACUCAUGUUGCUCAGACUAUAUUUCAAAUAAAAAACCUUCUUACCAUGCAGGUAGGCUCUUGUAUUCCUCUUCAAAUGAGCCUGGCCCUUCCCUGUUCCACCUAAGGGUCUUCUCGGACUCCCCUGUUUGCUCCGUCUCUGAGGGAGAGCAGUGCUGCUCCGGUUUAGGACCAGGAGCCCCUGCCUCCUGGCUCUCUGGAGACCUGCAAGGGCCAGGGGAAGGGCUCAGUAUCAGUUAAAAGUCACCUCCAAGGUCUCCCCUGGGCUAGUGGCACUGGCUUUAGAGCCUGUGGAAAUUUCCUGGGCCCCUCCGUCUUUCCUACAAAUGGAUUCUCGACCUAAGGGAAUCUCCUACUGGUGAGGGGGGGAAAGGAGUGGAAAGGAGGAAUUCUGUAAUUUUCUGGAAAUAGUCAAGAGACCUUGGUAUUGCCACUGCCAUGGGGAACUCAGGUGUGGCAGCAUCGGGAUUAGACUUGGGAGGUGGGCUGUCUGUCGCUGAUGGAGAGUUAGGGCCUGCCCAAGCACCAGGAGCAGGCUGGUAUCCUGGUCUCUAACCCAGGCGUCAUGGGGCUGUCCGGCAGGAGCUAGAGCAGCAAAGGGGAGUAGGUGCUGGCUGGAUUCUUAGAAGUGAUCUUUCAAGGGAGGCAUUAAAUAUCAGUUAUAAAUUAUUAAGUCAGAUAAAUAUGCCUGACUUUUUCACAAUCGAAAAAAACAUAUUUUCUUUCUUUAUCAAAUGCCAGGUUUUCAGUGGAAAUGCUAAUGGCAGUGGGAAAGGUUAGUUCUUGCCUCAGUUUCAGAGAUACUCUGGCUGUCUGUACCCUUUUAAUGAUCGCUGUUCCUGGCAAGGCCACCACCUCCCUGCUCCCCAAGCUGGCAGUGAGGCCAAGCUGGGCCUAUUUCCAGCUGCCUACAACUUUGCUGUUGUCCCUUCCCUAAUGCAGUUGUGGUGAGCCAGCCCUGCCCCCCAGUCCCUUCACAAGAAUGGGUUCUAGAGGAGUUCUGAUAGGAGGGUUCGAAAUGGAUGGCGAGUCCCUUCUUGCCCAGAAAUAGCGGUAGCUGGAGCACAGGCAGAGAUGAUGGAGUUGUAGGUUUGACCGCCCAUUCUGAUCCAUCUCUUCCAGGAAACAGCGUGGGGGAGGAAUGCUGAGCCACUCACUGGGAAACCCAGGCCCUGGCCUUGGUUCUGCCCUUACUCGGAUUUCUUAACCCCCUAACCUUACUGACUCCCCUUCAACAUGGAGUUAGUAAUUCCCAUCCACCGUGGUUCUCAGGCUUUUGUGAGAUCAUGAAUGUGAAGUCAUCUUCUAGUUUAUAAAACACUAUGUGAAUGUGGGGGAUUCUUUUUUGACCUUAGGGCACGGAGGGUGGAGCACACUGUGUCUACUGUUCAGACUUCGGUGCUGAUUAUCAGUUAUGAAUUGGCCCAGGACACCCGUCUGUCAUUUAGCCAUAGUGAUGACAGUAGCAUGUAAAGCCCUGCUCCUGUGCCCAGCCUCUUUCUGGUGAUUCUCUCCUUUGAUCCUCACAAAGAUCUCAUAGUUACCCUCCAUUUUACAGAGAAGAAAACUGAGACUCAGAGAGGUUAAAUGAUGUGCUGGGCCACCUGCAGUGGUGGUGCUGAGUCAAGCCUGUCACCCACAGUGCUGCCUUAGUGACCAAGGCUGUUGUGACUGGCUGCCAGCUUGUCAGUGGUUUGCAGCCAUCCAGAUGGUCGCUUUCCUACUGCCCAUGCGGUUGGGGUGCCCUACCAAGUGCCGGGUUCUCUUUGGAGUCCACAUGCCUUUUCACCCCAAGGAGGAUUCUGUGCAUCACACUUGUGACGUAGCGAAACACGUGCAGUGUCUCCACCACCUUUCAUCCCCACUGGGAUUUGCCUUGCCAUUUGAAGACCAUCCUUGCCAUUUGAGGACCGUCCAGAAGAGGUUGCCUAACCCUCGCAGGGAACACAUGGUUCCCUCAGAGCUCAAUAUCUUCUGAUCUUUCCUUUUUCAAGAUAUUUUUAAUGGUUGUGCUAUCAUUUGUCGUCAUCAGAAAAUGCUUGCUGUAACAAGCACUUAUCUGCACAUUAUGCUGCAGUGAAUGCUCCACUGACCAAGUUAAACAGAUAAGGUCCCCACCCUUCUAGAAACUACAAUUUAAUACCCUCUAAGGCUUGACAAAUGGCUAGUGUUUAUUUUCCAACUGCUUUAUCUCUGUAAAAUGGUAUGCCGAACUACUAUAAGCUAAUUUUAGAAAGAACUUUCCUCUUAUGUAAACAGUCUGGUUUUUAAAAACUUAAUAACUAUAGCCCAGCAAGUUGAGUACUUUGCCUUCCUCAAGACUGAGGAGCCUCUGCCCCGUUCACCACUGUAUAUUCACUACCAGGCAGUUUCUUUCUGUUUGUUUUGAAAAAUUAAUACAUACACAUGGUAAGUCAUUCCACAAUACAAAAGGGUAUACAAUAAAUAUUACAGUAAGGCUUCCCAAUGGAAGUCAGCCUCCAGGCCCCUCUCCAGAGUUAAUCACUGUUAUCUAUAUCUUGUGUAUCCUUUCAGAGCAAUUCUAUGCAUUUACAAGUUUAUAAAUAUGUAUAUUUAUAUAUCUAUUUUUAAUACAAAUGGUAGCAUUCUA